AUUACAUCCUCAUUUCCAAUCCCAGUUUAUCGCUCAAUUAAACUACUUCUUAGUAUUUUUUUUUAAAAAAGACUAUUUUAUGCCAAGCAUAAUUUUUGAGAUCAUAUUCUACUUUUUGUUCAGAUCUGCAAAUGAUAAUUAUAGACAAAAUAUUUACCUGAAAAUAACCAUAUUACUGAUUUCCAUUCACUUAUCCUCUACAAUAUAUCAACAUUUUGAAUAAAAAUAGUACACAUGGUUACAGAAGAAAUCAAUAAAACUUCAAUUGAUGAUCAAUUACUUCAACCUUUACCAUUAGAUUUAUCUUAUCAUUCAACAAUUUCAAAUGAAUCAAAUUUAACCAUGACAACAUCAAUACCAAUUAAAACAACACAAUUCAAUAAUCAUAAUAAUAAUGAUAAACAUUCAUUCUAUUUAUCACAAUCAUCUUUUAUUGAACAAAUGAAAUCAAAUUUAGAUAAAUUACAAAUGUUUUAUACAUUAAAAAAAAAUCAAUUAAAAUCAAUAACUGAUUUAUAUAAUUUACCAUUAUUAACUAUACCAUCACCUGAACAAUUAUUAACAUUGAUUAUGUUACAUAAUCAUAAAACAAUUAAAUUUUCUUCAAUAAUUAAUAAUAAUGAUUUAUUGUUACCAAGGCAACUAAAUCAAAAUAAUAAAAAUGAUACAUUUAUAUAUUAUAAUCAAUUAAUUAAUUUAAAUAAUAAUCAUAAUAAUAAUCAAUAUAAUAAUGAUAAUAAUUUAAUUCCAUUUGAAUUUAUAUCGAUUUAUUUAAAAAUAUUAGAAAAAUCAAAAAAUUAUUUAAAAUUAUUAAAUUCAAAUGAAAAUUACAAGAAUAAUAAUAAUCAAUAUAAUAAUAAUAAUAAUAAUAAUAAAUGGUUAUCAUUAUCCUUGCGAAAGAAUAUUUAUACAACAAUAAAUAAAGAUUUAAAUAAUGUCUCUUCAAAUUGUUCAAUUAAAACAAAACUAUCACAAAGCAUAUUGAACAUUGAUAAUAAUAAUAAUAAUAGUAAUAACACUAUUAAGAAUAUUCAUAAGAAACAUAAAACACUAAAAAAUGUUUAUAAUGUAUUACCAACAAAUAGUAUUAAUGUAGUAGAAGGAUUAUUAUCAACAUGUGUAAAUCAUUUAACAUCAAAACAUGAACGUUAUACAUGUCAUUAUUGUGGUAAAUUAUUUCCUAGAUCAGCUAAUCUUACUAGACAUAUACGUACACAUACAGGUGAACAACCAUAUAAAUGUAUACAUUGUCCAAGAUCAUUUAGUAUUAGUUCUAAUUUACAACGUCAUAUACGUAAUAUACAUCAAAAAGAAAGACCAUUUCAUUGUAAUAUUUGUUUAAAACGUUUUGGACAACGAGCUAAUUUAGAAAGACAUAUUCGAAAUCAUUUAAUUAGUAAAUAUCAUCAUCAUCAACAACAACAACAACAUCAAUAUAAAUCAUUAUUAUCACCGACAUGGUCAUCAUCAUAA
Messenger RNA from Schistosoma rodhaini, 1473 nucleotides. Lineage: Eukaryota; Metazoa; Platyhelminthes; Trematoda; Strigeidida; Schistosomatidae. The record is from the annotation of a GenBank genome assembly.